Messenger RNA from Linum trigynum, 3096 nucleotides. The record is from the annotation of a GenBank genome assembly. NCBI's taxonomy places the organism in Eukaryota, Viridiplantae, Streptophyta, Magnoliopsida, Malpighiales, Linaceae.
GUAUCCGCCAAUGCUUCUGAUUCUCGGUUUUCUUCGGUGUCUAGGGUUAAUUCCCCUUCUGUGUCCAAGAGUCUAGUCUUUGCCUGUUUUUCCGAGUACUGCCGAACAAAAAUUUCAUUUAUGGCAUGCACGUUUGGGCCAUCUUCAUUGUGGUCGGCUUGUGACUAUGUUUAAACAACGAUUGUUCGGUCCUAACGCGUUCCCUACUAGUAACCUACCAUUACCUCCGGAAAACAACAAUAUACACUUAUCUCGGGCUUUAGUUGAUGUAGGGUAAGGGUAACCACACGUUUGUUCCCCUGUCCUUGUCCUUAAACAACAGAAAUACCUAGCCCUUGCACUUCCAAUAUUGCAAUUGAUGAAUUUUGAUUUUAUAAGUGACUUUGGACAACGUAAUCCCAACUCGCCAACAUUUUACAUUUGUGCGGGAAAGGAGUCGAAAGGCAGGGAGGGAGGGAGCGCGCCUUUAGACGGGGACGGGGAAAGGGGGAAAAUGGAGCAGAUAAGAAAGAGGCGUUGGAGCAGCAGGCUGGGCUUCCUUUCCAAAACACAGCAUUCCAAACAUGGCAAAACUCCAUCGACAUCCCUCCUGACCCUUCUCUCCAAGUUUCCGCUCUCAGAAUUCCUCGCACCAUUCCCCCGAAAUCCAGCAAACGGAGCCGGCGAACAACAACAUCUUUUCUCGCUCGCCUUCGCUCUCGUCACUCUCACAAGGUUCUCAUGCCCACUCUCGUUUUUUUGUUUGUUUUGGGGUCACACAGCGUCUGUUCUAGGGUUUCUGGCGAUCUCCGUAUUCAUGGCGAUUUUGAGUCCGGAGACCUGGUCGAUGACGUACAUUUUCCCGCUGCUGAAUCUGUCGUUCUGCGUCCUUAUUUUUGGUCCCCGUUUGCGUGGUUUCUGCAUAUACUUGGUCAGAAUUAGUUCCUCCCGCCAUGGAAUUUAGGUUUUCUGCUUCAUUGUUUUGAUUUAUGGAGUUUUAGUUGUGUCUAUUCAUUCACUUUGUGGUAGUGAUUCGUCAGCUCUUUUACUGGUUAAUGUUGGAGCUCGGUCUUAUUGUGCUUCAUUCGUGCUUGAAAGGGCAGGAUUCCAGGUUUUAACGGGAAUUGGAUGAAAUGGGGAGCCCUCCAGGGAAUGGGAUCGCCAUUGCUGACCUUGGCUUCAUAGCCAGGAAGAAGAGGAGUUGUGGAACUCGCCGGCCUUAUUCUGAGCCACAGAGAGUCCUAGGUACGUACGGAUUCUUUCCACAGUCCACUUCUGCUCAGUCUUCAGGUGCUGGAUAUGGGGAGGAGAGUUUACGUUUGAGCCAACACACGGCUGGUGAGAAGAAUGGUUUGAAGAAGUUGAAGCUGAAAGUUGGUGGUGUUACUAGGACCAUACACACUAAAGCUGCAGCUGAAUAUGGGAAUGGUGGUGCCAGCGCGUCUUAUGCCUCUAAGCAUACCGAAAAACAGCAUUUUCAGAACUCUAAUUUUGGAAAGGAGAAAGUUUUAAAAGGAAAGAUAUCCAAUGAGAAUGAGUGUGAACCGACUCGUAAGAGUAAACGAGUUCCUAAGAGACGUAAGCUGGAUCUCGGAUUUGAUGAAGAUGAUGAUUAUAUGGACGAGGAGAUUCGUUACCUCGGAAGGAUCAAUGCUACCAGGGUUUCUGCAGAUUGUGAAGACUACGAGGGUUGUGGAACAGAAGCAGGAAUUAUGGAAGUUACAGACAUUGGGAGAGUGAAGAGGUCUGAAAAGCCUGUUGAAGAUGAUGUCUAUAUGGUAGAAGGAAAGAAAGAACUGGCAUCGGAUGAUGAGCCUGAAUGUAAGAUCAAGAAGUCGGGUUUUGCAGAAGGAAAGAAUGACAGAGAUCGUGUGGUGAAACAAGAUGUUUCAUUGAGAUCUGGUUCGGCUUUGGUUGAAUUCCCAGAUGGUUUGCCAGAUGCUCCGAAAAAAUCAAAGGCCAAUUUCCCUUGUGUGGAUAAGCAGUUGAAGAAAGCUGAGGCUGCCCAGAAGCGUAAAUUGCACGCAGAGAAGCUUGCCAAGGAGGCUGAGGCUGAGGCUAUCAGGAAGAUUUUGGGCCAGGAUUCUUCAAGGAAGAAGAAGGAAGAAAAGAUGAAGAAACAGAGGGAUGAAGUAGCUCAGGUAAAGGCUAGUAAGGGAGAUGAACUUGGUGCAAAUACAAUUAGAUGGGUCAUUGGUCCAUCAGGCACUACUGUCACUUUCUCUAAUGACGUGGGUUUGCCUCGGAUACUUAGUUCAACUCCUUGCAGCUACCCUCCACCAAGGGAGAAAUGUGCAGGCCCGAAUUGCACAAAUGCUUAUAAGUAUCGAGAUUCCAAGUUGAAGCUCCCCUUGUGCAGUCUUCAUUGUUACAAGGCAAUACAAGAGAAGGUGCAGCCUUUAAUAACUUGUUGAUACAGCUAUUAUCUUUUCUCAACAAGUCAGCUUAUGUUUAGUUGGGUCAUAGGGAUGGUUAGGACCAGGAGGUUGAAUGUAAAAUUAGUUAACCAGGUAUAGAGCUGCCUUGAAUGACUGGUAUCAAGGAAGGAAUCGCUAAGGGGAAGUGGAACUGGCACUCUGGCAGUCUAACAAAAGGAAGAAAUUAUUGGCAUUAGUUCGUAUGAUCUGUUCCUGAUUAAGUAGGUCAAUUUUUUGAUGGCUAUGAUUAUCUGCCAAGACUUUGUACUUAAACUAUGUAAACCUGCCUUGACUGGCUGGUAUCUGAUUGAGGUAACUAAAUUUCCCUCCAUGCUUUUGACAAAGUUUAUAUAGAGACAUUGGGACUCCUUGUGUUGUCUGGAUUUGCAGGUUUUUGCUGCAUUUUACUUUAGGCCUGCUCAUUUGUAAUUGUAACAUCUCUUUUUCAUACACAAAAAAUUCCAAUUAAUUAGAGAAUCUAUAUCUAUCUAUAUAUAUUUAUUUAUUUAUACUAUAUAUUAUGGCAAUUCAAAAUUAACUUCUUGUCACAUAAGCACUUGGAGAAUUCACAAGUUGUCAAGGUGGACAACUUUUUUGCAAACACAAAUUCAUUAUUGAUCUAUUUAUGAAGCUAUCUCUCUCUUCUUUUAAUAUUUCUACUCAUCUUUACUAAAAUUUAUAAUAAAUUACAUUUUUAUGA